AUGGGGCCUGGCAGAUGGGCCCCAGCCACUGUCUCCCCCACCAAUCAAUGGGCUGAUUUGCAUGCCCUGUCGUGGUCCAGUAGCCUCCCGAAGCACCUGGAGCAACCAACAGAACAGCUUCUGCCUGCCUCCCUGCUGCUGGCCAUGGCCUGGUGGUGCCUAACCCUCCUUCUGAUUGGAACCCUCCUGGCAGUCUCCCAGCCAGUCCUGACCCAGCCAGACGCAUUGUUGGUCUUCCCCGGCCAAGUGGCCCAAAUCUCCUGCAUGCUCAGCCCCCGCCAUGCCACCAUCCAGGACUACGGCGUGUCUUGGUACCAGCAGCGGCCAGGAAGUGCCCCCCGUUAUCUCCUUUACUACCGUUCAGAGGAGGAUCACCACCGCCCCCCAGACAUCCCUGACCGCUUCUCAGCAGCCAUAGAUGCAGCCCACAAUGCCUGCAUUCUGAUCAUCAGCCCCGUGCAGCCUGAGGAUGAUGCAGAUUAUUACUGCUCUGUGGGCUAUGUAUCUUAGGGGUGGGGUGUGGGAUGAAUGCCUCUUGUCUGUCUCCCACUUCUGUCACUGACCUUAGGGCCCUCUUUCUCUGAGCCUUGAUUUUCCUCCUCUGUAAAAUGGGUUAAUAAUAUCCAACAUGUCAAUAAUAACUAU
This is a messenger RNA of Molossus molossus (Pallas's mastiff bat), 645 nucleotides long. RefSeq names its product V-set pre-B cell surrogate light chain 3 (gene VPREB3). NCBI's taxonomy places the organism in Eukaryota, Metazoa, Chordata, Mammalia, Chiroptera, Molossidae. The record is from RefSeq and is a predicted model, not a curated record. Gene Ontology annotation, biological process: immune response; immunoglobulin production.